AUGAUUCAAUCUACUCGAACUCUACAAGGUAAAUCCCUAUCCAGGACAAAUUUCACAGAGAAAGCGAGGUCACACCAACCAAGAAGCAGUCCUGCCUGAAAGAAUUCUUAACGACAUCAGGGACUCUUUUGGCUAUUUUGACUCCGAAAAUUCAGGAACCAUUUCCAUGUCCCAACUUAAAGCUAUUUUACAAUAUGUAGGAGGCGGGAAAAUGCCUAGAAAAGACCUAGAAAAAAUCAUCCAAGAGUUCAUUGGGAACCCACUCAGAGUAGAGCUUAAAGACGUGGAAAGAAUUGCUACUAAAAUUUGGUAUGAAGGAGGCCAAGAACACGAAAGAAGAGAAUUGUUUAGGAUGUUUGACAAAAAAGACAGAGGAAGCACUACUAUGGAAGAAAUUAAAAAUGUGCUGCAAAGCAAAGUGGUGGUGCCUGUGACUGAUGAAGAUGUGGAAGAAUUAAUGGGACUGCUAGGGGUGGAUAUGACGUCGCCUAUCAGUUUGUGGGAUUUCGCAAAGUAUUUUAUAUUUAGACUAGAGACGCUCUUAUUAUAA
Blepharisma stoltei is the source of this 550-nucleotide messenger RNA. NCBI's taxonomy places the organism in Eukaryota, Ciliophora, Heterotrichea, Heterotrichida, Blepharismidae. The record is from the annotation of a GenBank genome assembly.